Molecule: messenger RNA, 402 nt
Organism: Daucus carota subsp. sativus
Lineage: Eukaryota; Viridiplantae; Streptophyta; Magnoliopsida; Apiales; Apiaceae
Exons: 2
Coding region: 1-402 (133 amino acids)
Source: RefSeq, a predicted model, not a curated record
AUGGAGGCUGUAGCGGAUUAUGAGCUUUGGAUAUGGCAUGCAUACUUUGGUUUGCCGGGUUCAAAUAAUGAUAUUAACGUGUUGGAGUCAUCUAAUCUUUUCGCCAAUUAUGCUUCAGGCGGACCAUCUCGUUUUUGGAACAAACAUGUGCUACAUGAUAUAAUGACCGCGUGUAUUAUUAUGCAUAACAUGAUAAUCGAAGAUGACCGUGAUGUUAGUGGAACAUUUAGUGAUUCAACGCAAGCAUCGAUUCCAAAUGUUGAGAUGGUGGAAGAUGAGAAUGUAAGAUUUCAAGAUUUUCUUAGUCGACACAAACAAAUCAAGGAUAAAGAGGCUCACAUUGCACUUCGUAAUGCACUUAUUGAUCAUUUAUGGGAAGAAUAUACUAAUUUAGAAAAUUAG